Molecule: messenger RNA, 2529 nt
Organism: Nicrophorus vespilloides
Lineage: Eukaryota; Metazoa; Arthropoda; Insecta; Coleoptera; Silphidae
Product: death-associated protein kinase related-like
Exons: 4
Coding region: 566-1786 (406 amino acids)
Biological process (GO): intracellular signal transduction; positive regulation of apoptotic process; protein phosphorylation
Cellular component (GO): nucleus
Molecular function (GO): ATP binding; protein serine/threonine kinase activity
Source: RefSeq, a predicted model, not a curated record
CGGUCUAUCCAGCAUUGUCAGUUCAGUGAAUUGCAUUGUAUGAGUUAGGUGUGUCCAUAUUAUUGCUCUUCUGGGGGGCACCGAGAGACCAAGAAUCGAACAUCAGAAGGUACCAUCAUCAUCGAUCAAGCAGAAGAUCGUUUUCUGGACCAGUCUUCCAAUUGGUUUGCGGUCUGCGCUCAGGAGGGACGGAGGUAGUUUCGUUCACUACGUUUUCGAUUUUUUUUUGUUCGUCCGUUGGUCGCCGCCGGUGCAUUGUGUGUGUGAAUUCGACCCAUGUUUUCUUCACGAUUUGGGUGCUCCGCUGCUGCCGUCGAUUACGACGAGCCGCGAUCAAUCAUGGAUUAAAGAUCUAAUUGUUUUCUAAAAUCGAAGCGAACCGCAAUAAGACAGCAAAAAUUUGUAACAAAAAAAAUAAACAAACAAACAAACUGAAAGACCUAGAAAACAAAACAGUUGAAAAAUUCGCAGUGUGUCAAAAAGUGUGAAACGGACAGAUUCCAAGAAAGGUAUUUUUGCAGAGUAUAUAUUCGGUGCGAAGAACAAUAGCAGUUUGCAGAACAGGAUGCUGGGGGACAGGAAUUCGCAACGAUUGGGCCUUCUGGCCCUCACCGAAGCCCAAUUGAACGAGAUCAUUUCGAACAGACCCAUCGGGGACUUCUACAAUGUGGAACACACGGUUUUCGCCAGGGGGAAAUUUGCGAACGUCAGGAAGGCGACGCACAAAUUAACCGGAGUGAGUUACGCGGCAAAGUACAUAAAGAAACGCAGAGGUUCGACGUACUUACUGCCCGAGAUCCACCACGAGAUAGCAGUCCUGAGGAUGUGCGAGGCGAACGAUCGCAUCGUGCGAAUGCACGAAGUGUACGAAACCACGACGGAGGUGAUCCUCGUGCUGGAGUUGGCCGCCGGCGGCGAGCUGCAGCACAUCUUCGAUAGAGAGGAGUGCCUCACCGAGCCAGAUGCGCGCAAGGUGCUGAAGCAGAUCCUCGACGGCUUAUCCUUCCUCCACGACCACCACAUCGCCCAUCUCGACCUUAAACCGCAGAACCUUCUGCUCAGCACCGACGCGGAGUCCUUCGACGAUGUCAAGCUGUGCGACUUCGGAGUAUCGAAAAUCCUCGAGCCAGGCUCACAAGUACAAGCCAUUUUAGGUACAACGGAUUAUGUGUCGCCCGAGAUUUUACGGUACGAUCCGAUCACGCUGAAAGCGGACAUCUGGUCCGUGGGUGUCCUCUCCUACGUCCUCCUCACUGGCUUCACCCCCUUCAGCGCAGACGACAAACAACAGACCUACCUCAAUAUCAGCCAAGGCGACGUCACCUUUGAGGAGGAACUCUUUCAAAACAUUUCCAGCAGCGCGAUCGACUUUAUCAGAUGCACCCUCGUGCUGGACCCAACGAAGAGGCCGUCAGUUAAAGAGCUGCUUCAACACAACUGGUUGACGCCCAGACUGUCCAUGACGAGGACGAUUCUGACCCAGAUCAAAACGGAGCCCAACAACCAGCAGCAGAUUGUCGCCAGAUGCAACGGGACAACGGUGACGGCGUCCCCGACGCCCGCUGUGCCCCCCCAAUCCUCUGACUGCUGCGUCGUCUCCAAGCAACCCCAGCCCCAGUCGCAGCAACAACGUAAGAGCUUCGAACCAUCCCCCUUCGGUGACGGCACACCAUUACGAUCAUUUGCCAACUGUAUGUGCGCACAAUGCGGUACUACAUGCAGACACCUGCCGCACAACACGGUCUCAAAGACCACCAUCACCAUCGACCGCGGCAUCCUUUGCUAGUAGUACCCAACCAUCAGUACACACCCCCCCCCAACAACACACAUACACAGCCUAUACAUACAAUGUAGCGUUCUGUACCGUUCGUCCGCCGCUUUAUCCGUUUUGUUUCGCUUAAAGAGACCCUCGAACAAAACGGAACGAGAUACUGAACAUUUGUUAUUGUGUAAUAUUUGUGUUGUCCGUCGUGACAGUGACCGUGUUUACCACCAUCCCCACGUCCACAUCCUCCGCCACGUUUCGUUCCGCACCUACCCUCAUCAUAUGAUUACUUGUUGAAUUUAUCUCUCUCUCUCUUUGUCUGUGUGUUUUUCUGAAACUCUCCAAGAGAAGACUUGUAUUGUUAGAAAACAAAAAAAUUAUAUAUAUAUAAAAAAUAUGAAAUAAUAAUAAUGACAAUUGAAGCAAGCAGCCAUCCACAAAAAGGAAAAGCAAAAACGAAAAGGAUCCGAAACCAAACCUGUGCCUUCUUGUUGAAAAUUUUCAAAAUUUAUAUAAAAAAAAUGUAUAUACAAAAAAGCGUACGUACGAUUUUCAUCUAAGAAAUUAUAUUGUUACAUAUUGAUGUCGGUAAUCAAACUUGUUUUACGCAAUUAAACUCGGUUAGAAAAUUUUACUUGAUUACCGAUAAAAUAUCCGUAUUGUUCCAUACCUGCAUUACAUACACAAACAACCCAAUUUACUUUUUAAUUAUUUUACAACUAUAUUUUUUCUCGUUUUUUUUUUCGUUACUCCGGUAAUAAUUA